This is a messenger RNA of Podospora anserina S mat+, 1665 nucleotides long. RefSeq lists its product as uncharacterized. Gene Ontology annotation, cellular component: plasma membrane; NADPH oxidase complex. The record is from RefSeq and is a predicted model, not a curated record. Gene Ontology annotation, biological process: defense response; superoxide anion generation. Gene Ontology annotation, molecular function: superoxide-generating NAD(P)H oxidase activity. The transcript has 4 exons. The coding region runs from base 1 to 1665 and encodes 554 amino acids. NCBI's taxonomy places the organism in Eukaryota, Fungi, Ascomycota, Sordariomycetes, Sordariales, Podosporaceae.
AUGGGCGGGCUAGUUCCACUGCUGAAGAAGCAGCUCACGGGGUCGAAGAUUCUCUUUCACAUCCUCUUCUGGACGUUCCAUUGGGGCAUCUUUGCCUAUGGAUGGUGGAAACAAGCAGCUGAUGCCCGUUUGGCGGGUCUCAACACGCUGCAAUACUCUGUCUGGCUUUCUCGUGGUGCUGGUCUAGUAUUGAGUGUGGACGGUAUGCUUAUUCUGCUGCCCGUCUGCAGAACUAUCAUGCGUUUCAUCAGGCCAAAGAUCAAGUUCAUCCCACUCGAUGAGAAUAUCUGGAUGCACAGGCAGCUUGCCUACUCUAUGCUGUUGUUCACCAUCAUCCACACAGCUGCCCAUUACGUCAACUUCUACAAUGUCGAGAAGACCCAGAUUCGUCCUGUAACCGCUGUGCAGAUUCACUACGUUCAGCCCGGUGGUGCCACUGGCCACGUUAUGCUUCUCUGCAUGCUCCUGAUGUACACAACCGCCCAUCACCGCAUCAGACAACAGUCUUUCGAGACCUUCUGGUACACUCACCAUCUGUUCAUCCCAUUUUUCCUCGGUCUGUACACCCACACCGUCGGGUGCUUCGUCCGUGACACAGCCGACGCCAUUUCGCCAUUUGCCGGUGAUGAGUACUGGGAGCACUGCAUUGGUUAUCUUGGCUGGAGAUGGGAGCUCUGGACCGGUGGCUUCUACCUCAUUGAGCGGUUGUACCGUGAGAUUCGUGCCAUCCGUGAGACCAAGAUUACCCGUGUUGUCAAACAUCCGUAUGACGUCGUGGAGAUUCAGUUCAACAAGCCUUCCUUCAAGUACAAGGCUGGCCAGUGGCUCUUCCUCCAGGUUCCUUCCGUCUCCAAGUAUCAGUGGCAUCCGUUUACCAUCACCUCCUGCCCAUACGACCCCUAUGUCUCUGUUCACAUCAGACAGGUUGGUGACUUCACUCGCGAGCUCGGCAACGCUGUCGGCGCUGGCGGCAUCCACGCCAAGCUGUAUGAGGGUGUCGACCCCUUGGGAAUGUACGACGUCGCUCUUGCCAACGGCCAGAAGAUGCCCGCUCUCCGCAUCGACGGCCCCUACGGUGCCCCCGCCGAGGACGUCUUCGAGAACGAAAUCGCCGUUUUGAUCGGUACCGGUAUCGGUGUCACCCCCUGGGCCUCCAUCCUCAAGAACAUCUGGCACUUGCGCAACGGCCCCAACCCCCCCACCCGUCUCCGCCGUGUCGAGUUCAUCUGGGUCUGCAAGGACACCAGCUCCUUCGAGUGGUUCCAGACCCUCCUCCUCUCCCUCGAGGAGCAAUCCGCCGAGGCCGCCCGCGUCCCCGGUUCCAGCGGCGUCGAGUUCCUCAAGAUCCACACCUAUCUCACCCAGAAGCUCGACAUGGACACCACCCAGAACAUUGUGCUCAACUCGGUCGGCAGCUCGGUUGAUCCCCUGACUGAGCUCAAGGCGCGGACAAACUUUGGUCGUCCCAACUUUGGCCGCAUCUUCCAGAGCAUGAGCGAGGGUAUCCAGAACCGGACUUAUCUCAACGGCCUCGAGGGCAACAUGAGGACGACGGUCGGUGUUUAUUUCUGCGGUCCCUCGGCUGCUGCUCGUGACAUCAAGAAGGCGGCCAAGGCUGCCAGCAGCAGUGAGGUGCGCUUCCGGUUCUGGAAGGAGCACUUCUAA